AUGGGCAAGACGCUCGAGCACGACGCUUCCAUCGAGAAAAAGGACCUCGGCUCCGACGUCGGGUCGUCCAUCGAGACCGACAGCGCGCAUGAGGGGCUCGAGUUCCCCACUGUCGAUGAGCUCACCACGCUGAGGCGGGUGCAGGAUGAUGUUCCGUGGAAUGCCUAUGCGAUCGCGUUUGUCGAGCUCGCAGAGCGUUUCUCGUACUAUGGUUCCAGCAUCGUCUUCGUAAACUACAUCCAACAGCCCCUUCCCUCCUCCACCGGCGCCGACCCAAAUGGCCAAGCCGGCGCCCUCGACAAGGGCCAGCAGACCGCGACCGGCCUCAACACGUUCUACGCCUUCUGGUCGUACUUCGCCCCGCUCAUCGGCGCGCUCAUCGCCGACACGUACUGGGGCCGCUACAAGACCGUCUGCGUCUCCGUCGGGAUCGCCAUGCUCGGGCACAUCAUCAUGAUCAUCAGCUCCGUCCCCGGGAUUAUCGGUACAGAUGCGUCGUUUGGCGUGUUUGUGCUGUCGAUGAUCGUCACGGGCUUUGGCGCGGGCAUGUUCAAGGCGAAUAUUUCGCCGUUGAUCGCGGAGCAGUAUCGGAAGACGAAGCUGUUUAUCAAGGUGCUGCCGAGCGGGGAGCGGGUGAUUGUGGACCCCAGCUUGACGAUAUCGAGGAUCUACAUGUACUUCUACCUGUUCAUCAACGUCGGCUCGCUCCUUGGCCAAAUCGGCAUGGUCUACGCAGAGAAAUACAUCGGAUACUGGCUCGCGUACACGCUGCCCACCAUCGUCUUCGCGCUCUGCAUCCCCGUGCUCUGGUGGGGCAACAGCCGCUACCGCAAGUCGCCGCCCACGGGCUCCGUCCUCGCGGCCGCGCUCCGCCUGUGGCGGUACGCCGCCAGGGGCCGGUGGUCGCUUAACCCUGUUAAGACGAUGCGGAAUCUCAAAGCGGCGGACUUUUGGGAGAACGCGAAGCCGAGCCAUAUCAGCCCUGAUGAGCGGCCCCGGUGGAUGGCGUUCGAUGAUAACUGGGUGGACGAGGUGCGGAGAGGGUUCAAGGCGUGCGCGGUGUUCCUGUGGUACCCGCUCUACUGGCUCGCGUACAACCAGCUCGUGUCGAACCUGACCUCGCAGGCCGCGACCAUGUCCACGCACGGCGUGCCCAACGACGUGCUGAACAACCUCGACCCGCUCGCGCUCAUCAUCUUCAUCCCCAUCUGCGACCUGUUCAUCUACCCCGCGCUCGCGCGCGCCGGGAUCAAGUUCACCGCCCUGAAAAAGAUCGCAUGGGGGUUCUUCAUGGCCGCGGCGGCCAUGAUCUGGGCGACGGUCAUCCAGUACUACCUCUACAAGACGAACCCGUGCGGGCACGCCGCGGCGACAUGCGUCGACGCCGCGGGCGACCCGCUCGUCUCGCCGAUCAACGUGUGGGCGCAGACGGGGAGCUACGUGCUCAUCGCGUUCUCGGAGAUCUUCGCGUCUAUAACGGGGCUCGAGUACGCGUUCACGAAGGCGCCGAAGAACAUGCGCUCGCUCGUGAUGAGCAUUUUCCUGUUCCAGAGCGCGUUCGCGAGCGCGAUCGGGGAGGCGUUUAACCCGCUCGCGGCGGAUCCGCUGCUGGUGUGGAACUAUGCGGUGUCGGCGAUCCUGUCGGGUGUGGGCGGGGUGUUCUUCUGGUUGUCGGUGCGCAAGCUGGAUAAGCAGGAGGAUGAGCUGAAUAAUCUUGCGGAUGGGCACUUUGAUGGGGAGAAAUGA
Messenger RNA from Coniophora puteana RWD-64-598 SS2, 1746 nucleotides. Its product is annotated as PTR2-domain-containing protein. Gene Ontology annotation, molecular function: dipeptide transmembrane transporter activity. The transcript is spliced from 5 exons. The record is from RefSeq and is a predicted model, not a curated record. NCBI's taxonomy places the organism in Eukaryota, Fungi, Basidiomycota, Agaricomycetes, Boletales, Coniophoraceae. Gene Ontology annotation, biological process: oligopeptide transport; transmembrane transport. The coding region runs from base 1 to 1746 and encodes 581 amino acids. Gene Ontology annotation, cellular component: membrane.